Messenger RNA from Dimorphilus gyrociliatus, 1905 nucleotides. The record is from the annotation of a GenBank genome assembly. Lineage: Eukaryota; Metazoa; Annelida; Polychaeta; Dinophilidae.
AGUCGCUCUCUGCAGUAUACGGCCGCAAACUUUGCAGUAUUGCGGUAGGGAUUAUCCAGAUGGAGUCUGUUGGAGGAUAGACGACAAAUACGAGUUAUAUUUUUUAAAGUCAUGCAGUACGGUGACGUUUCAGACGCGGAAAAUCGCGUCAUAUUAAACGUCGGAGGAAUAAGGCACGAAACUUAUAAAGCAACAUUGAAGAAGAUCCCGGCGACAAGAUUAUCGCGAUUAACGGAAGCCUUAGCGAAUUACGACCCGGUUUUAAACGAGUACUUUUUUGACCGUCACCCAGGAGUGUUCGCACAAAUCUUGAAUUAUUAUCGAACUGGAAAACUGCAUUAUCCGACGGAUGUUUGCGGUCCACUUUUCGAAGAAGAGCUCGAAUUUUGGGGUCUUGAUUCGAAUCAAGUAGAACCGUGCUGCUGGAUGACUUAUACCAGUCACCGGGACACUCAGGAGACGUUACAAAUAUUGGAUAGAUUGGACUUGGAUACGGAUAAACCUACAGAAGAAGAAAUGAUGAAAAAAUUCGGUUUAGAGGAGGAAUAUCAAACAGGCGACUUGAAUUGUUGGCAAAAAGUUAAGCCGAAAAUUUGGGCGCUGUUCGAUGAACCUUAUUCGUCCACGGGAGCCAAGGUUGUAGCCGUAGUUUCUGUGUUCUUCAUUAUCGUCUCAAUUCUCUCAUUUUGCCUAAAAACUCAUCCGAACAUGCGAGUGCCAGUCAUCGAAAAUAAGACAAUUUCAAUAGACUCAUCCGGUAAUUUCACUUGGACAUUGGAAAAGAAGAAGACAGAACCUCACAGUAGCUUCUUCUAUGUCGAAUGUGCGUGUAAUGCUUGGUUCACCUUCGAAAUUAUCAUCCGCUUUAUAGUAACGCCUAGUAAAUUGGAUUUUUUGAAAGCACCGGUCAACGUUAUUGAUAUGGUAGCAACUUUGUCCUUUUAUUUGGACUUUAUGCUGACUAGAAUGGAAAAGUCAAAUGAUAUUCUUGAAUUUUUCUCAAUAAUAAGGAUAAUGAGGUUAUUCAAGUUAACGAGGCAUUCGCCCGGCUUGAAAAUUCUUAUACAUACGUUCAAAGCGUCCGCUCAUGAAUUGUUCCUGCUCAUUUUCUUCUUGGUCAUCGGUAUUGUUAUCUUCGCAGCGCUGAUAUUCUAUGCUGAGCGGAUUCAAUACAAUCCUAAUAAUGAUUUCACUAGCAUUCCGGUCGGUUUGUGGUGGGCUAUUGUAACCAUGACAACGGUCGGAUACGGAGAUAUGACUCCAAAGACUUACGUAGGCAUGUUCGUCGGAGCCUUAUGUGCCCUACUCGGAGUAUUGACAAUAGCCCUACCUGUCCCGGUUAUUGUGUCCAAUUUCGCCCUUUUCUAUUCUCAUACACAAGCUAGAGCGAAGCUACCUAAAAAGAGAAGGCGAGUCUUACCGGUUGAAGCGGUACGACCGAAAGGAAGGGGACCAGGGGCACCGUCACAGGGUGGUCCAGCACAUGCCAGAAGAAUGAAUGCUGUCAAACACAACCAUCCUCCUGGUAUGGAAAAUAAAUUAAAUAGGAUUGGAAACGCCGACGAAUCGGUUCCGAUGUUAAUGAUUAAUCAUCACAAUGAGAGGAAUACAACAGUGUCGACGGACGACACAGGCACUGCACAAAGGUCUUCCAGACGAGCGUCUAGCCAGACAUCGUCCUCGCAGCCCAGAUUAGUCGAGAUUUGCGCGUCACCCGGCUCUCCAGUUAGAGUUACUGAUCUUAAACGAGGCUCGACUUGUGCCGGAGUGGUUAAUGGAGUCGAAAGUGAAAGUCAAGUUCAGAGAAGAUCGCAAGCGAAUUCACCGACCGGCGGAGCGGGUGACCGAGGCACAGCUGGUUCAAAUAGUGGUGCAAACAGCACCUUAGUGACAGUCAACACGUGA